AUGACCGAGCCACGGAUCCGCUACAGCCACCCAGGGGGCAAUGAAGUCACUUCUUCAACUUCCAUCAGCCAUCAUGGUAACAACUCAAUGGUGACCACCAGCCAGUCCAUUCUCCAGCCAGUAUCUCCAGCCAGUUUGGACCCAGGUCACAGCCACAGCCUGCUGUCCCCGGACGGUAAAAUGAUUACAGUUUCUGGCGGUGGGCUCCCCCCGGUCAGUACUCUCACCAAUAUCCACAGCUUUUCCCAUCACACCCCACAACAAUCCCAGAACCUCAUUAUGACACCUUUAUCAGGAGUCAUGGCUAUCACACAAAGCCUAAACAGUUCGCAGGCCCAGAGUGUCCCCGUUAUCAACAGCAUAGCCCUACAACCGGUCCAGUUCUCCCAACAGCUGCACAGCCCACACCAGCAGUCAAUCAUGCAGCAGUCGACCAAUCCGAUGGCUCAACAGCCAUUCAUGGCGUCAGUGACACAGCUGCAGAAUUCACACAUGUACACACACAAGCAAGAACCUCCUCAGUAUUCUCACACAUCACGGUUCCCUUCAGCGAUGGUGGUCACGGAUACCAGCAGCCUCAAUUCACUAACCAACAUGUCUUCCAAUAAACAGUGUCCAUUACAAGCCUGGUGAUACUCCACCCCGUUCUCUGUGCCUUUAGCAACUGGAAAUUAUUUUUCCACAACGUCCUGCCUUGGCCACAAUGAGAUCUGGCGGAAGGUGGCAGCAAAGCCCGAAGAGCUUGCAUAGCUCGAUCCCGCUCAGCCUGGAAAGAAGAUUGGAAGUUUCUGUGCUACUGUGGCUUUCUUCAAAGGAUCCGGAACGGUGUCUGCCAGACCAAGCAUUUCCCAUGCUGUUUGCCAAAGACUUACUGCCUCCAGGAUGCCAAAAUAUUUUUUCCUUCUGGAGGAUAUUUGUUUCUUACCAACACCAGAACAAAACGAGAAGCUUGGCAAAGAACCUAAAGCUGGAGAUCAAGCGUAUUUAUAAAGUGACACACUUCUACUGGAGAGGACCAAAGAGAGGACUCGGGGCUGUUACGUCAGGUUGCAAAGGAAGAACCAACUGUGAUGUUGAACUGAACCAAUUAAACUGUAUAUAUGAGGAGCUCGGUAUUCCAGAUCUCCUCCCCCCUCCCUCACACCUAUCUGCAGAGAUUUAUAUUAAAGAAAAGUUAAUGUUGUCUAUCAAAUGGAUGUAUUAAGAAAUUAAGUGCAAUGCCUCCCCCUUCACUUGUACAUAGGA
Molecule: messenger RNA, 1245 nt
Organism: Notechis scutatus (mainland tiger snake)
Lineage: Eukaryota; Metazoa; Chordata; Lepidosauria; Squamata; Elapidae
Source: RefSeq, a predicted model, not a curated record